Messenger RNA from Candoia aspera, 1744 nucleotides. RefSeq names its product transmembrane protein 150A (gene TMEM150A). The record is from RefSeq and is a predicted model, not a curated record. The transcript is spliced from 8 exons. Gene Ontology annotation, biological process: protein localization to plasma membrane. NCBI's taxonomy places the organism in Eukaryota, Metazoa, Chordata, Lepidosauria, Squamata, Candoiidae. The coding region runs from base 289 to 1089 and encodes 266 amino acids. Gene Ontology annotation, cellular component: plasma membrane.
GGUGGGCGGCCGGGGAAGGGGGGCGCGGGGCGGGCGGGGCCGGCCUGGCCCUCGAACGGUCCGUCAGGGGCGAAGGAGGCGGCGGCGGCGAGCGGUGACUUUGGAUGGUUCCAGCUGGAGGACUUGGUCUAUAGCUAGGUCUUACCUCCCCACCCCACCCCACCCCACCCCACCUCCUCUCCUCCCCUCCCCUCCCCUCCCCCUCUUAAGGGUCCCCCUCCUGCACUCACUAAUGACUGCGUGGAUCGUCCUCCCCAUCAGCCUCUCUGCCUUCUCAAUCACUGGAAUAUGGAUUGUGUAAGAGCUGUUGUGAUUUGUGGCUGGGUCACGCAUGAAAGAUAUGCCAUGGCUGUAAUGAACCACCAUGUGUGCCCUGUUGAGAACUGGUCGUACAACGAGUCUUGUUCUGCUGAUUCUACCAAACCUGGCUACCCCAAAAGCUGCUGCACUUUGGAAGACGUCCCUUUGAUCAGUAAAUGUGGCACUUACCCUCCUGAGAGCUGCCUCUUCAGCCUUAUUGGGAACAUUGGGGCUUUCUGGGUGGCUGUUGUCUGCUUCCUGCGCUAUGGGCAGCUCCUGGAGCAGAGUCAGGCCUCCAGGGUGAACACGGCAGCCCUGGUCACAGGCUGCACCAACGCGGCUGGCCUCGUUGUGGUCGGAAACUUCCAGGUAGAUUACGCCAAGUCUCUUCACUACCUUGGGGCUGGAGUUGCCUUCCUGGCUGGCCUGCUUUUCGUCUGUCUCCAGUGCUUCCUCUCCUAUCGCAUUGCCCUCUCUGCCAUGGACCUCUGGGUGGCGCACCUGCGAGUUUUCCUUGCUACUCUGGCCUUCACCUCCCUUGUCUUCAGUGGCAUCUUCUUUAUCCACGAGAGCUUCCUUCUGCAGCACCUGGCCGCCAUCUGCGAAUGGGUCUUUGUCAUCGACAUCCUUGUUUUCUAUGGCACCUUCACCUACGAGUUUGGUGCUGUCUCCAAUGAGACCCUGGUGGCUGCCCUGCAGCACUCCAAUGGCAGAGGCUGCAAGUCGCCAGGCAGCAGCAGCACCUCCACCCACCUGAACUGCCACCCGGAGAGCAUUGCCAUGAUAUGAGGGUGGCGGGGGAGAGGGCACGCUCAUCCCACCCUCUGUUGCUGCAACAGGCUCUCUUUUCCCCAGAGGGGAACAGGGUAGCAGCUCCUUGUGAUUUUUAUACCAAGACUGCUUUUUAAAGAAUAUAUUGCUGCCCACUCUCCCCCAGCCAAUCUGAGAAAUGGUCCAUUUUCUAAAUGCACAAUGGGAGAUCUUCCAAGGAUCUCUUUACCUGGCCUUUGUGUAAGGCCAGCUUGUGGCGCUUUCUCUGCCAGAGCAUAAUCGCUUGCCACCUCUGGCCAGUUCCUCACAUAUUUGGGAUACCCAAGAACUGAAGCUCCUCUAGCAAAAAUUGCGCCUCACUGCCACCCAAUCUCCUUUCCUUUUGGGGGCAAGAGUUCCAUAAGCUGCAGAGGCAAGUUUAUAAUGGGGAAUGCCCCCUGCACUGGUGGAAAUACAUUCCUCCUUUUUCCAGGCCUUUUAAUAAAAUAAAUCUGGAGUGAUGUGGGAUAUGGAACUGGGCAAAGGGGAAAGAGAGAGCGCCUCCACCCACUAAACAUUUUCCUACACUCCUAAUAUACAGAGUUCCUUCAUCCCUUGGUAAAGUGGUUUGGUAUUUUUUAGAACUUUUUUAUAACUUUAUCUAUAUAAAAUAUGUAUAAAAAGAAUUAUCAGA